This is a messenger RNA of Theobroma umbraticum, 1353 nucleotides long. NCBI's taxonomy places the organism in Eukaryota, Viridiplantae, Streptophyta, Magnoliopsida, Malvales, Malvaceae. The record is from RefSeq and is a predicted model, not a curated record.
AUGAGCGUGGCGAUCCGUUGCCCGCCGACGAGGUCCCACACCCGCGCGGCGCCGUCGACGCCUGCGGGUGUCGCGCAGCCAGGCCCCCCGGUACUCGCCGCGGCGACCGCCGCGCGCGAUCGCUCGGCGGGUCGCCAUCGCGUUGCGGUCGCGGCGGUGCCCCGGCAGGGCCCGGAGCUCCUCGAUCGCGCGGGCCGCGGCCGUGGGGUCGGCGUCCCCGAGGUCGCGGGCGCCCGCCAGCAGCCGUCGGGCGCGUGCGGCGGCCACGGUGAGCUCGUCCGGGGUGCGGGAGCGGCAGAUCACCAGGGGGCUCGUCCGGAUGGGGGCCAACGGCAUGAUCCGGGCGCGGUGCUUCGCGGCGGCGACGAGCACCCGUCCGUCGCCGGUCAGGCGGAUCGGGGCGGCGAACACGCCGUCGCGGUCGGCCCCGUGCAGGGGGGUGCGCCGGCAGCGGCCGGUGUCGAGGUCCCAGAGGCGCACCGCUCCCGUCACCUCGUCGACGACGGCCGUCGCGGGCGGGCCGGCCACGACGUCGGUGAUCCGGGGGACCCGUCGCGUCCCGCUGUCGAGGACCCUGAUGCAGGUGCCGGUGUCCAGGUCCCACACGCGCAGCGUGCCGUCGCCGCUCGCCGUGACCGCUCGGCCCCCGUCGGGAGUGAUCCGGACCGAGGUGAGCGGGCCCGCAUGGCCGACCAGCACGUGGCCGCAGAGGCCGGCGCGCACGUCCCAGACACGGGCCGAGAGGUCGUCGAACCCGCCCGCGGCGGUCACGGCGGUGCGCCCCGUGGGGUCGACGGCGAUGUCCUCCACCGGCCCGACGUGCCCUCGCAACGUCGUGAGCCGCCGCCCGGACACGAGGUCCCAGACCCGCACACCACCGUCGCUCUCGCCGACGAGCAGGACCUGCUCGUCGGGAGUGAGGGCCGUGACCGUCGCGUACGUGCCGGCCGGGAGCACCCGCUCGCGCCACCGCCCGGUCCGCGCGACCCGGACCGAGCGGGCGUCGUCGGCGAUCACCGCCGCGCAGCCCGUCGAGGGGCCGAGCGCCGAGACCAGGGUGACCCGCGGCCCGCCGCGACCGCGGCGCACGACGCGGAACCGCCCCGACUCCAGAUCCCACCGGCAGACCCGCCCGUCGUCGUCCGCACUCACCGCCCCGCGCCCGUCGGCGCUCGGGACGAUCCCGACCACCCUGGUCGAGUGCCCGCCUCGCAGGCGCCCGACGGGCUCACCUCCCGGCAACGCGUGCACGUCGAUCCCGCCCGUCGCGCGCCCGAGGAGGAGCCGCCCGCCGUCGGGGGUGACGGCGAACCCGGGGCCACCCAGCGCUCCGAGGGUGUCGUCGGUGGGCAG